This is a messenger RNA of Sinocyclocheilus grahami, 2348 nucleotides long. Its product is annotated as bifunctional UDP-N-acetylglucosamine 2-epimerase/N-acetylmannosamine kinase-like. NCBI's taxonomy places the organism in Eukaryota, Metazoa, Chordata, Actinopteri, Cypriniformes, Cyprinidae. The record is from RefSeq and is a predicted model, not a curated record. Gene Ontology annotation, molecular function: UDP-N-acetylglucosamine 2-epimerase activity; N-acylmannosamine kinase activity; hydrolase activity, hydrolyzing O-glycosyl compounds. Gene Ontology annotation, biological process: UDP-N-acetylglucosamine metabolic process. The transcript has 11 exons. The coding region runs from base 69 to 1781 and encodes 570 amino acids.
AGGGAAAGCAGCUAGAAAGGGGCUCCAUUUGAUUAGAAAGCAGCGGAAAAGAAAACACUGCACACACCAUGAUGCCAGGACAUGCUAGAAACCCACACAGUGUUCAGGUCAGGAAUACUCAUGAACUUUACUAUCUGAGGACACAGAAAGCACAGCAGAAGAUGGAGCGAUCGGAGAAGAGGUUGAAGGAACGACUACGCGUGUGCGUGGCCACCUGUAACAGAGCGGACUACUCUAAACUCGCACCCAUCAUGUUCGGCAUUAAGUCUCACCCUGAAAUCUUUGACCUGGAGGUGGUGGUGCUGGGUUCACAUCUCAUUGAUGAUUACGGAAACACGUUUCGUAUGAUUGAACAGGAUGAGUUCGAUAUCGGCUCUAAGUUGCACACCAUUGUUCGUGGUGAGGAUGAAGCUGCUAUGGUGGAGUCUGUGGGUCUCGCGCUCGUGAAGCUUCCCGACGUGCUCCAGCGUCUCGCCCCUGACAUUCUGCUCGUUCACGGUGACCGUUUUGACGCUCUGGCCUUGGCGACGGCAGCGGCUCUAAUGAACAUUCGCAUUUUGCACCUGGAAGGUGGAGAAGUGAGCGGCACCAUUGAUGAUUCCAUUCGUCACGCCAUCUCCAAACUGGCACACUACCACGCCGUCUGCACACGCUCGGCAGAGAGACACCUCAUCUCAAUGUGCGAAGACCACUCUCACAUUUUAUUGGCUGGCUGCCCGUCAUACGACAGGCUGCUUUCCGCCCACCAACGAGACGAUUAUACUGAUAUCAUCAAGUCGUGGCUUGGGGAUGAUGUGAAGGAACAGGACUAUAUUGUAGCUCUGCAGCAUCCUGUUACCACAGACAUCAAGAAUUCCAUUAAGAUCUAUGAGUUAAUGCUGGACGCCCUCAUCUCCUUCAACAAGAAAACUCUCGUUCUCUUCCCGAAUAUUGAUGCAGGAAGUAAGGAGAUGGUUCGUGUGAUGAGGCGGAAGGGAAUCGAACAGCAUCCGAACUUCCGUGCGGUGAAGCAUGUUCCGUUCGAUCAGUUCAUCCAGCUGGUGGCACACGCCGGCUGCAUGAUUGGGAACAGCAGCUGUGGAGUUCGUGAGGCCGGAGCGUUCGGAACACCUGUCAUUAACCUGGGGACUCGCCAGACGGGCCGAGAAACAGGGGAAAAUGUUCUACACGUGCGAGAUGCAGACACACAUAAUAAAAUAUACCAUGCCCUGGAGCUGCAGUUUGGAAAACGCUACCCCUGUACCAGAAUCGGAGGUGGUAUAAUCCAGCAUAAUGAACUGAUCCAUGGCAGCGCAUUUUGCGCGGCAGAACUGGGACACAUCGUGGUCUCAUUGGAAGGACCAGAGUGCAUGUGUGGCAGCCACGGCUGCAUAGAGGCCUACUCAUCAGGUCUCGCCCUGCAGAGAGAAGCCAAGAGACUCCAUGACGAGGACUUGCUGUUGGUGGAAGGAAUGACUGUGAAUAACAAAGAACAGGUGAAUGCUAUUCAUCUCAUCAACGCUGCACACCUCGGCAACUCCAAAGCCGAGAGUGUUCUUCACACCGCGGGAACUGCCCUGGGUUUGGGCAUUGUGAACAUCCUGCACAUGAUCAACCCGUCUCUGGUGAUCCUGUCUGGUGUCCUGGCGGCGCACUAUGAGAAUCCCGUUCGUCAGGUGAUCAGCCAGCGUGCUCUCCUCUCGGCGCAGGGGACCAAGGUCAUGGUGUCUGAGCUCGAGGAUCCUGCGCUGCUGGGUGCCGCCAGCAUGGUACUGGACUAUACCACCCGCCGCACCUACUGAAAGAGCUCGAAGACCAGGAACUAAUCAGUUACAGACUUAAAGACCAAGGGCCAAUCAUGUGCUAUGUCCUUGUUAGGAUCAUAGUGGCUUCGAAGCCUGACCUAAACACUUUUAUUCAUCUAGUUUGUACUAUAGUCACAUAUAGGUGCUAUAUUAUUUGGGAUCAAUUGCCUAAUGAAAGAUUUUUUAAUUUUGAAGAAUGGUUCAAGUAUUUGAAGGAUAGUUUUAUUUAAUAUUUGUACAGUGGAACUAAGGGGUAUUUGUUACAGAGAGGCUGCUAUAAAAAAAACUGCUGUGGUUUCGUCACCCAUUCUGUCUAUAUUGCUUUCUAUUGUUUGUAUUUUUUAUUGGAGGCAGUGGCGUUCUCCUUUGCGCCUUAUGCUGAUCGUUGCCAAGCCUUUAUUGUGUUUUCAGCACCAUAUGUUUCAAUGUAUUCGUUCACUCAGCCUGUAUGAAUGAAUGAGAAAUGUUUGUCCAGUAUGUCUAAAGUAAUUUAAUAUUUAAUUUGAAUCACAGAACCUAUAGAAUUGUUUACCUAUUAUGUACAUUAAAAAUUAUUGAAAACAA